Closterium sp. NIES-67 is the source of this 2165-nucleotide messenger RNA. The record is from the annotation of a GenBank genome assembly. Lineage: Eukaryota; Viridiplantae; Streptophyta; Zygnematophyceae; Desmidiales; Closteriaceae.
ACUGCAUCAUCAUCUCUUCAUUACACCUCACUCACACACCACUCGCCGUUUUAUUUUGCACUACACUCCAUGGCCCUGCGCCUUCCCAAGAUUUCUGAUCAAUAUCUCCAUAUGUUCUUCCCUCUCUCUAGCCCAUGGCAUAUGGCACUGCCGCUUGCUUAGGGUCGAGUCCUAGCGGUGUACGGCUCACAGACCCCCCUUACUGCAGGUAAAGCCAUCCCCCAGGUUAAGCCUUCAGGUAACCCACCACUGCCGGUAAUUACCAGGUGCAAGCCUUGGGGUCUGUGGCUUUUAGCUGUGCCGCCACCAGUGGCCGCUCUCCUUGCUGUUCCUCCUCUUCCAGCCCCUUCACCCCCUUCACCCCCUCUGGAGCGAUUUCUGCCUACUCACGUUGUUUCUUGUUGCACCCCCCCGGUUCCCCCCGGUUCCCCCCUUCCCUUCCCUUGCAGGAACUCAAGUGCUGGGACUGCUGGGGUGAUGCUCUGGUCGCUGGCCGUUCCCCACUCAUGCCUGCCCUUCCAACGCCCCCGCUGAAGCUGCUGCUGCCGCUUCUGUGUGCUGAGCUAAGUAAACCUCCCAACCCACACUGAGCCUUCUGUGCCGCUUUCCAUUGUUGCUUCGUCGCCCUUCAUUCAAACCACGCCACUGGUCGAGGCCCGCCUCACAUGCCACAGACCUCCGCCUCAGGUAACCCCCUCAGGUGUGGUUUAACCCCCCCCAGGUAUCCCCUCAGGUAUCCCCUCAGGUUCAGCCACUGCAGGUCCCCCUGGGGGUCUGUGGCGUGUGGUCAUGCGUCCUCCAGUGGCGCCUGCCUUCCAUUCCCGCUUCAGUGCUUGCAGCUCCUCUUUCCGGUUGCUACCCAUGCCAUGGCACUGACCGGUGCUGCUUGUCAGCUCACGUGCCAGAACUGCUGGCGCACUGCUCUGCACCUGAGAGGGUCGCUGGCCCUCCAAUGCGAGUCAUGGCUGCCCUUCAACGCCCUCACUGCUGCUGCCGCUGCUGCUGCCUGGUCCCCUUGGGGGUCCGUGGCGUGUGCUCGUGCCUCCACCAGUGGCCCCUCGCUUCCCUUCGAUUUUCGUUCAGAUUCUGCAGCUCCUCUUUCCAAUUGCUACCCAUGCCAUGGCGCUGACUCUUGCUGCUUUUGGCUCCCUUCCCUGCGCUCACUCCUUUCUUCCCCCGUCCUCCUCACCACCCCCCACACCCCGUCCCCCCCUCCUAGCAGGUCACUUGGCCGCGGCAAGCCAAGUCUGCAGCAGAGCGUGCAGCUGAGAGCGGUGCAGCAGCAGCAGCAGCAGCAGCAGCAGCAGCAAUGCACUUUGCUGCUAGAGAGAGACUCUGCAGUGGGCUCGUCUCCUAUAGGUCACUUGGCAGCAGCGAGCAAGGCUGCAGCAGAGCCUGUAGCUAAGCCGUGCAGUGGUGCAAUUGCUGCAGCGCAGUGCAUUCUGCUGCAAGGGAGAGUAUCUGGACUGGGCUUGGCUGCUCAAGGUCACUUGGCAGCAGCACUCAAGACUGCAGCAGAGCCUGUAGCUGAGCAGCAGCAGCAGCAGCAGCAGAUUCAGAUUCGGGGCAGCAGGGCAGCAGCAUAGGGGAGGGCAGUUUUAGGGCGGGCUAGGCGUUAGUUGUGAGCGAGGUACAGGUAAGGUGUGGUAUGGUAUGGUAUGGUGACAUCCCCCUCCUCUUUCUCCUCCCUGCCUCCUUCAACAGCCUCCCACCCCUUGGAGCAAGUGGAGGCGCAGAGGAGAGCUUCUCACACCCCCCUCCUCUUUCUCCCCAGCAGCAUCCCACCCCUUGGAGCAUUCGAGCAAGAGGGAGCAGAGGAGAGCACCUCACACCCCCCUCCCCCCUCCCUCCUUGGAGCUUUGGCGCAAGAGGAGCAGAGGAGAGCACCUCACACACACCCCCCACCCCCCUCCCUCCCCCCAACAGCGGCAUCCCUUGGCUCUGCAUGGCGGUGGUAAGUGAGUGCAAGUACACGUGUCAAGCACUCUGUGUCCAAUCGCAAUACCCGCGCGUUAAUGCAUAAUGGGCCCAUGGCAGACCAUUGCGGCCGAAUGGUUCUGUCUCGUGCCAGCUCUUGCCACGCCGGUGAGGGGUAAUUGGAUCUUGGGCUUACCGUGUGCUUGCCUCCUGCCUCACUUGGCGCCUCAGCGCAAUGGGUACUGCCG